AUGGCGACGAAGCUCCCGGCGAUGGUGGUGAUGAUGAUGGCGUUGGUGGUGCUGGCGUCGGUGAUGCCCGGACGAUCCCUUCGCUUCGAUCUUCAGUCGGGGAGCACCAAGUGCAUCUCGGAGGACAUCAAGAUGGACGCCAUGGCCGUCGGCAAGUACUCCGUUAUCAAUCCUUCUGAUUCCGGUCCCCUUCCUGAAGCUUAUCGAGUCACUGUUAGGGUGACCUCGCCGUAUGGGAACAACAUCCACUUCGGGGACAACGUGGAUUCCGGCAACUUUGCGUUCACGUCGGUGGAGGCCGGGGAUUACCUUGCUUGUUUCUGGACUCCCGACCACAAGCCUCCUGUUACCGUCACCGUUGACUUCGAUUGGAGAACCGGAGUCGCCGCUAAGGAUUGGCCCAGCGUCGCCAAGAAGGGUCAGAUCGAUGUCAUGGAGCUGGAGUUGAAGAAAUUGUAUGAUACUGUCACUUCAAUUCAUGAUGAAAUGUUCUAUCUUCGUGAAAGGGAGGAGCAAAUGCAGGACAUGAACAGAGCAACGAACUCAAGGAUGGCAUGGUUGAGCUUUCUUUCCCUUGCUGUAUGUUUAUCAGUUGCAGGCUUGCAGCUAUGGCAUUUGAAGACCUUCUUUGAGAGGAAGAAACUUCUCUAAACUUUGUUCCACAAUGAACUUCAUUUUCUGAAAUAUUUACAUCAUAUCAGAUUAAAUAGGAGCCAUCGGACUUAUAACUUGUAGACUUGAGGGAGAGAUUGAUCAUAGUAAUCUGUUCUCUAUA
Molecule: messenger RNA, 775 nt
Organism: Dioscorea cayenensis subsp. rotundata (Guinea yam)
Lineage: Eukaryota; Viridiplantae; Streptophyta; Magnoliopsida; Dioscoreales; Dioscoreaceae
Product: transmembrane emp24 domain-containing protein p24delta9-like
Exons: 4
Coding region: 1-651 (216 amino acids)
Biological process (GO): endoplasmic reticulum to Golgi vesicle-mediated transport; intracellular protein transport; Golgi organization
Cellular component (GO): COPII-coated ER to Golgi transport vesicle; endoplasmic reticulum; endoplasmic reticulum-Golgi intermediate compartment
Source: RefSeq, a predicted model, not a curated record